Molecule: messenger RNA, 1886 nt
Organism: Rhopilema esculentum
Lineage: Eukaryota; Metazoa; Cnidaria; Scyphozoa; Rhizostomeae; Rhizostomatidae
Product: exosome complex component RRP45
Biological process (GO): rRNA catabolic process; TRAMP-dependent tRNA surveillance pathway; U5 snRNA 3'-end processing
Cellular component (GO): nuclear exosome (RNase complex); cytoplasmic exosome (RNase complex)
Molecular function (GO): mRNA 3'-UTR AU-rich region binding
Source: RefSeq, a predicted model, not a curated record
GAUUAACCCUUCUCUUAUCUGGAGGUGUUAGUAAUCAGCAAUAACAAGUACUGAAUCCUCAAUGGAAUAGGAUUUGUUCACAUACGUGCACCAUGUCCCAUGACACUUAAAUAACACGCUGGACUUCCAUGCUUAAAACUCUGUUGCAAGUUGGCAGUCAACUUACAACGAUUUGCCCCUUUUGCUUCUACAAUCUUUAAGAGGGACGUUAUAAUAAAGCAUUCGAGAAGGCUUGUUGUCGAUCUCAUUUUCUACAGAAAAGAGGUUGUUGCACUAUCAAUUCUUGCUGAUCGACAAGAAGCACUUGGUUAACUCAUCGUCGUUUCCCAACAUCACUUGCUGCCAUGAUCAACAUGCGAUAGAUGCCAUCAAAUUGCCUCGUUUUCAUUCAUAACUUUUGGUGCAAAGUAGGCCUACUUUCAUCCACUCCACGAGUUCGUGACUGUUUUGGUGUUUCAGGAUGAAGGCGGCUGAUCCUGUAAGGUCAACAUGUGAAAGAGACUUUGUUGUAUCUGCUUUGCAAAGGGAAGUUCGUCAGGAUGGUCGAAAAUUUCAUGACUAUCGACAGUUAAAGAUUGCAUUUGGAGAGAGUUUUGGUCAUUGUGAAGUGUGCAUUGGUAGAACAAGGGCUUUGGCACAAGUUUCAUGUGAAGUUGUAGAACCAAAUGAAAGCAGGCCGAAGGAGGGCCUACUAUUUGUCAACAUUGAUCUAUCACCCAUGGCAUCACCUGCAUUUGAAACUGGGAGGCCUUCAAACGAAGCCAUAGAUCUAAAUCGUUUUGCUGAAAGAUGCCUGAAAGAAUCAAAGGCAAUUGAUACCGAAUCACUGUGUAUCAUUGCAGGAGAGAAGGUAUGGUGUAUACGGGUUGACAUUCAAGUUCUUGAUGACACAGGAAAUAUUUUAGACUGUGCUUGUUUGUCUGCAAUAGCAGCGUUACGCCAUUUCAGACUUCCUGUUGUGACAAUAAUGGGAAAAGAUAUAGAAAUCCAUUCUUUUGACGACAAAGAGCCUGUACCGCUGGGUGUCUAUCAUAUGCCAAUAUGUAUCACACUCGGAUUCCUGGAGUUCAGUGAAAAGCCGCUACUUGAUCCAACUGAACUAGAAGAAUUUGUUCUGGAUGGAAAGAUGAUGAUAGCAAUGAACUCGUACAUGGAAAUCUGUUGCGCCAAAAUGUGUGGUGUUUCGAUAGAUCCAGAGAAGGUUAUAAUGUGUUGUCGAAUAGCUUCCUCAAAAGUCAAAGAGAUAACUGCAAAGAUCAAGAAAAGUUUAGAAAACGAUAACGAAAAGCGAUUUCCAAAGAAAGAGUCAGUAAAAGUGCACAGAGUUGGAGACAACGAUGAGAAAAAUAUUCUAAAAACAGUGGCAGAACCUUCAAAAAUAGACUUGACUGAAGUCGUCAAAGCAGCUUCAGAAAACGUGCAUAUGAAGCCGACAACCCCUAUCGACCCAUCCAAGAUAUCAAUACAGCGAUCUAAAAUUGCAACAGUUGGAAAUGGAGGUACAAAUGCAUGGGUAAUCAGUGAUGAUGACAGCGAAGACAUGGAGGUUGUCAGUAAAAGGCGGGAAGAAAAAUCAUCAGAUUCUGUUGAGACAAUAACGAUUGAUGACGAUAGUGAAGAAGAAGAGACAGUGCAGUUAACUGUGAACGAUUUGGACUAUCAAAAUAGCAGCCCCAUGCAAAUAAAGGCAGAAAACAACACCCCUUCGAUUCCGAUUGAAAGCGACUCAACUAAAACCGUGGCUGAAAAUUCGAACAAUCUUUUGAAACGAAAGAAGAAGAAAAAGAGAAAAAAUGCCAAGUCUAUUUCAUCAUAAAUAUUUGUAAGAUUUUUUAUUUUUGUCAAUAUGUAAUAUUUUUAUUGCAUAAAGCCAAAGUAAGAUAGGA